Asparagus officinalis (garden asparagus) is the source of this 3749-nucleotide messenger RNA. RefSeq names its product telomere length regulation protein TEL2 homolog. Gene Ontology annotation, molecular function: telomeric repeat DNA binding; Hsp90 protein binding. Gene Ontology annotation, cellular component: cytosol. The record is from RefSeq and is a predicted model, not a curated record. Gene Ontology annotation, biological process: protein stabilization; telomere maintenance via telomerase. Lineage: Eukaryota; Viridiplantae; Streptophyta; Magnoliopsida; Asparagales; Asparagaceae. The transcript is spliced from 13 exons. The coding region runs from base 50 to 3151 and encodes 1033 amino acids.
CUAAUCCCUUGUGGAUGAUCACGAAGGCCCCAGAAAGACAAGCGCGACGAUGGAGAAAGAGAAGAAGAUCGAAAGAGAGCUUGAAACUCUAAUCCUUUCCCAAGUUGGAGAAGUUUCUUGUUCAAUCGAUGCCGCAAACCACGUCGACGAAGUCAUCUGCGCUCUUCACCGCUUAGCAAUCCGUCUCUUUCCCGUCGAUUCAUCUACAAUAGCUAGCUAUGUUGAUGAGUGUUAUAGAGCGCAGGUUUUAGAUGCUGCGAUUCCGACAAAUGAAGAAAGAGGUGAAUUGUGGCUUGGUUUCUAUCAUGGAGCUGGGUUUCCGGCAAUGGCUAAGAUAUUGAUAUACAAUGUUGCUUCUAAUUGGCUACCUAAGUUUCCAGUCUCAGCUAAGAAGCAAGUGUAUGAUUCAUUUUUGGUUCAAGGGCCGUCACAUGAAACCAUUCAAGCUCUAGUGCCUGCAUUAGCUCGAAAUGGAGCUGUUGGCGAGUCCGACUAUAAGGCUAUUUGCUCAAAUGUUGAAAGGUUAUUGAUACUAUGUCUUCUAAAAAAUGAAGGAGUUCGUCAUAUGGUUGGAGAAUUCAAUUUUAUGUUAAGAAAUAUGGAGCAUGUUUAUGAAAUACAUAAACCAGACAAAAUGAAAACCAUAUGCAGGGUUGCCCAACUCCUUGCAUCCAUUCCGGACAAAGCAAGGCCAGAUGCCUCAUCUGCUCUUUCAUCACAUUUAUUCUUUCGCCAAGUUGCCAUUCAACUCCUGGUUGGUCUAGAAGAAGUUGUUCCUGGAGUUAUUGUUGCAAGUGACUCAAAUAUAACUAUUCAAGAUGGAUCUUUUUUAUUUGUUGGAGAAACAUUUUCACGGAUCUCUAGGCGUGGCUGUGCAGAUAUUCUGGUUGUUGAAAUGAUUCCGAGGAUAUUGAGUCAUGUUAGAAGCUGCUUAACGACAAAUGCUGGUUUCAUAUGUUCUAAUAUAUUUAAUACGACACCCAAUUCCAACUUGUGGUCAAGGUUAAUGGAAUCAGUAAAGGACCAGUAUGCCAUUGAAAGGUUAUGCGAAGAGUUGCUACGCCAGCUAGCAAUAGAGAACAUAGAUGAUAUUGAAGCUUAUUGGAUACUGUGGUUAUUAUUUCAUCAAACUUUCAAGGAUCAAAAAAUAACAAGGGUCAUGUUCAUUGAGAAGUUUUUACUUUGGAAAGUGUUGCCUAUAUAUUGCCUGAGAUGGAUCAUUCAGUUUGCAGUCCUUGAAUGCCCGCCAUUUGUUGACACUAGGAUGGAAGAUCGAAAGUCAAAGGGAUUCCUAGACACUGUACGACGUCUGGUUGUCAUUUGGAGCAAAUCUGAAUUUGUGCAGUCAACGCCGAUGGAGCAACAAGCAUAUAUAACUGCUGCUGUUGGUUUCUGUUUAGAGAAAAUGACUAAAGAAGAACUCGAAACAACUAAGGAUGUCUUGCAUCUAAUUCUACAAGGAGUUAGUUGUAGGCUAGAGAGUCCAAUCCAUUUGGUUCGGAAAAUGGCAAGCUCUAUUGCCUUGGUGUUUUCUAAAGUUGUGGAUCCAAAAAAUCCCCUUUAUCUUGAUGAUGAGUGUUCUGAUACUGUUAACUGGGACUUUGGAAUUAUUCCCAAACCUAAAAGGCGACUAGGUGCUCCCGAUGUUGCUGAAAUUUGUCAUGAUUCAGAAUCUGCUUCAUGUAAGAAAGAUAAUAUUGUAGCUGAGGAUAAGAGGAAGAAGGGUUUGACAAGUAAAAUUGCACAAGAUGCUGAAUUUAAGGGCUCCAGGUCAGUUGAUUCUAGUAAGAUCAUCAAUCGCACAAUACUCAGCAGUGAAGGUUUGCCCAGCGAAGAGGAUGAUUUUGAAAGCGAAGCUUCUGAAGCUUCAGACGACUCAUCUUUACAGCCAUACGAUCUUUCUGAUGAUGAUACAGAUCUCCAGAAAAAGUUCUCCCAAUUGGCUGAUAUAAGUGUAGCUUUACGAAAAGCCGAUGAUCCAGAUGGUGUGGAAAGAGCACUUGAUGUUGCAGAACAUCUAAUACGAGCAUUACCGGAUGAACUUCCUCAUAUUUCAAGUGAUCUUGUGAGGGCAUUAGUGCAUGUUCGUUGCUCUGAUGUCACAAUUGAAGGAAAGGAAGAUUCUGCUGAAGGAAAGAGACAAAAAGCUUUAAUUGCCUUACUUGUCACAUGCCCUUUUGAAUCAUUGGAUGUUAUAACAAAGUUAUUGUACUCACCAAAUGUUGAUGUCAGCCAACGCAUUUUGAUUCUUGAUGUCAUGACCGAGGCAGCAGAGGAACUUGCUGAUACCAAAAUCAUACAAACAAAGGUGCAAAAACGGGAUUUGGUAUCUAACCUUUCAGAUGGACAGCCGUGGUUCAUUCCUAGUAGUAGAGGUCCUCCUGGAGUAGGCCCUUGGAAGGAAGUGUCAGAAACAAGAAGUGUUUUAAGUUGGUCUCACAGAUAUGAGAGGGAACUUCCUUCUAGACCUGAUCAAACUAAGAAAGGCAAAUCACGGAGAUGGGCCCUUGGAACAAAAAAAGAAUCCCAGUUGGAAUUGACAAAGAAUAAGUUUCCUUUGUAUGCUGCUGCUUUUAUGUUCCCUGCCAUGCAAGGGUUUGACAAAAGAAGACAUGGUGUGGAUUUGCUGAACAGGGAUUUUAUUGUUCUUGGGAAACUAAUCUACAUGCUUGGUGUUUGUAUGAAAUGUGCAGCUAUGCAUCCUGAAGCGUCAGCACUUGCGCCAGCCCUCCUCGACAUGUUAAGAUCUAGAGAUGUAUCGCAUCAUGCAGAGGCAUAUGUGAGGAGGUCUGUCCUUUUUGCUGCUUCAUGUAUUUUGGUGGCUCUACAUCCGUCAUAUGUGGCCUCUGCUCUAAUUGAAGGCAACCAAGAAAUUUCGAAUGGGCUUGAAUGGAUCCGUAAAUGGGUCCUUCAUGUUACUGAAUCUGACCCUGACACAGAAUGCACAAUGAUGGCAAUGAGAUGUCUCCAAUUACAUGCUGAGAUGGCCCUCCAAACGUCACGGGCAUUAGAAUCUGCAGGCAGUUUGAGGUCAAGAGCUAAUGCAUUGCCUUCAAAGAUCAAUGAUAUUAUCAUACCAUCAUCCAGUAUGGACAACCAUAGAUCUUCAGUGGGAUCUGCUACAAGAGUGGCCAAUAUCAAGCUUUUUUGACGAAACAUACGGAUAAUAAUGGAAUUUGAAUUGGUUUGUUCUGAAGCAGUAGAAGCUACUUUUAGCUGGUACAAAAGAGUCCGUGUGGAAAACACAACCAAGGUGAGAUUUAGGCACCCAACUUGAUUCUAGGUAAAAUAUUCUCUAGAGGAACCUUUAUGGAAAUAGGGAUGCAGGAGAUUGCGACAAGUCUCCUAGAAAAACAUGAGGCCACAUGUUCGAUAAAAAUAAUAAUCAGUUUAAGAUUUGUGCUGGAAGACAUGUCAUAUUUCUCCUAUCUUCCUUGAUGAUUUUCUAUGGAGGAGUCGCAAUAGGACUUCUUCCCCCCAAGAAUUAAACACCAGCGUAGACAUAUCUAACCAAGGAUCAUGCAUAAUAAGUGAAGCUGAAAAGGCUUGAUUGAGAACAUGAAAUUCUGGGAAAUGGCUCUUCGAUCCAUCACCCGUGAGAAAUUGAAAGAAGAGGGAUGUUUAAUAUAUGUAUCAUCUGGUAACUUUGUAUUUAUCGGCUCAUAAACUUUAUCGAUGAAAACUGAAAUAUGAACUAUUUUGACUAUUUAUGCUUAAUAAUGAGUAUUAUUGUGUUGAUAUCUGAUGUA